This is a messenger RNA of Leguminivora glycinivorella, 2039 nucleotides long. It is a transcript of the gene PhKgamma, whose product is annotated as phosphorylase b kinase gamma catalytic chain, liver/testis isoform. The transcript has 12 exons. Bases 257 to 1513 code for a protein of 418 amino acids. Gene Ontology annotation, cellular component: phosphorylase kinase complex. The record is from RefSeq and is a predicted model, not a curated record. Gene Ontology annotation, molecular function: phosphorylase kinase activity; calmodulin binding; ATP binding. Gene Ontology annotation, biological process: glycogen biosynthetic process; protein phosphorylation. Lineage: Eukaryota; Metazoa; Arthropoda; Insecta; Lepidoptera; Tortricidae.
GUUAUUUUACCAGCUCGGUAGCCAAUGUUAUUUAAAUUAAUUAUUUUACGCGAAAUAAUCAAUAACUUACACGUUUAAUGUCAAUAGAGCCCCUAAAUAUUUUAAUAAAUUCUUCUGCUCUUAAUUCUUAUGUAACUAGGGUAAUUUAUUGUAAUAUUCUGUGUGCUGUCAGCUGCUCACAGUAACCUUUCGUCAUUGCGAGCGAGUAAUUACGCCUAAUUAGUUGAUAUAAAGUAUAACAGCAACAGUGAACAGCAUGGCGAAGGAAGAAGACGAUGAUUUGCCUGAUAAGGAUGCGGCGAAGGAGUUCUACGCAAAAUAUGAGCCCAAGGAAAUCAUAGGCAGGGGCAUCAGCUCAACCGUCCGAAGAUGUGUAGAGAAGGAGACAGGGCGGGAGUAUGCCGCCAAAAUCAUAGACCUCAGUCAGGAGUCCAUGGACGGAGUAGACACACACACCAUGAGAGACGCCACGAAGCAGGAGAUACAUAUCCUGCGGAUGGUUGCUGGUCACCCUUAUAUUAUUGAACUGCAGGAUGUGUUUGAGUCGGAAACAUUCAUCUUCUUAGUAUUUGAGCUGUGCAAGAAUGGAGAACUGUUCGACUACUUGACUUCGGUGGUGACACUCUCCGAGAAGAAAACUAGAUAUAUUAUGAGACAAGUCUUAGAAGGUGUUCGGUAUGUGCACAGCAAGAACAUAGUGCACAGAGACUUGAAACCCGAAAACAUCUUACUAGAUGACCAGCUCAACGUCAAAAUCACUGACUUCGGCUUCGCAAAAGUUCUUAAAGAAGGAGAAAAACUGUUCGAGCUGUGCGGUACACCUGGUUACCUGGCGCCCGAGACGCUGAAAGCGAACAUGUUCGAGGACGCCCCCGGUUACGGAAUGGAGGUCGACAUUUGGGCGUGCGGAGUUAUAAUGUUCACAUUAUUAGUGGGCUGCCCGCCAUUUUGGCACCGGAAGCAGAUGGUGAUGCUGCGAAACAUCAUGGAGGGAAAAUACUCCUUCACAAGUCCCGAGUGGGCGGAUAUAUCAGAUGAUCCUAAGGAUCUGAUCAGGAGGCUAUUAGUAGUAGAGCCAAGCCAGAGGCUGCCCAUCGAAGACGCCCUCAGCCAUUCGUUCUUCAACACAGUGCUCUGGGACCAGGACAUGACGCCGCUCAAGAAGUCGCUCUCGAGCUCCAGCCGCCGGAUGUCCAGGAUCGAACUCAUUGCUAUGGCAAAGAAGCAGGGGACCUUCAACGCGCGAGCCAAGCUACGUACGGGCCUUAUGGCGGUCCGCGCGGCCAUACGCCUGAGAAGACUGCCGCACACCGCCACGCGGGCCGUGUCGCUACAUGCGGCGCUGGGAGAUCCCUACACUAUGCGUGCUUUGAGGAAGGUGAUCGACGGCUGCGCCUUCCGAGUGUACGGGCACUGGGUGAAGAAGGGCGAGGGCCAGAACCGAGCCGCGCUGUUCGAGAACAUGCCCAAGACGGAGCUCAAGAGUCUAUACGUCAGCAAUCUCAGCCGAUAGCGAGAAUAAUACUGCUCAUAUGCUGACAGGUUUAGUAAAGAUACCAGGGUAAAGCUUCAGUCUCUUCCCGCCGAGUCGCACGACGUAGUACCUAUAGGUAUGCUGCACGCAGGAUAAACUACCCUUAGCUGUAAUAUGUGACAACUAUUUCAGUUAAAAGUCUAGUAAUGUGACUCAAAGUUUGCCGAUUCACUACUGUGCCAGUCAACGGGCAGUUUACCCUACCCUAGUUCAAUUGAAACGCCGUAUUAUUGAGAACUUGAUAAAGUAGGACUUGAAUUGAGAUUUGGCUUAGUUUUUGAUUGUAGUUCACAGUUUAUUUGGAUUGUCGCCUAUUCUGUAACGAUGCAUCCACACAUACAGGUGAAUUCACAAGAGCUGGCACGAAUUGAACGAAUGGUGAGUGAAUGAAAAUGUCUAUUGUCUAUGACAGAUCAUUCAAUAAAAUGGCUCUUGACCAGACAUCGGAUUCCGUGGGGCGAAACUUCUUGAUAGCUAGGGACUUCCUAUAUCGAUAAACUCAUUU